UUCAGCCAGACUCUCAGAGCCCCGAUUAACAACAGGCAAGAAGGCCUCAUCUUGCCCUAAGAAUAUAUAGCUUUACACUGGUAGGAUUUUGCCCCUCCUCAAGGAACAAUGACCCAGAAGGCCACCUUGGUGCUCCUUGCUCUGGCUGUCAUCACCAUCUUUGCUUUAGUUUGUGUCCUGCUAGCCAGCAAAAGUGGAGCUGGGGGUGAAGCUAGCCAGCCUCGCCAUUGCCCCUCAAUCUAUCCUAAUGGCCGGCCUUGGAAACACUCCAGCCAGAGCCAGAUAUUUGCAGACCUCAGCCCAGAAGAGCUGACAGCUGUGAUGGAUUUUCUCACCAAAAAGCUGGGACCAGGGCUGGUGGAUGCAGCCCAGGCUCAGCCCUCCGACAACUGUGUCUUCUCAGUGGAGCUGCAGCUGCCCUCCAAGGCUGCAGCCUUGGCCCACCUGGACAGAGGGGGCCCCCCACCUGCUCGGGAAGCACUGGCCAUCGUCUUCUUUGGUGGACAACGGCAGCCUAAUGUGAGUGAGCUGGUUGUAGGGCCUCUGCCCCACCCCUCCUACAUGCGGGAUGUGACUGAGGAACAUCAUGGAGGCCCGUUGCCCUAUUACAGACGCCCUGUGCUGGAAAGAGAGUAUUUGGACAUAGAUCAGAUGAUCUUUGACAGGGAGCUGCCUAAGGCUGCUGGGCUCCUCCAUCACUGUUGCUUCUACAAACGCCAGGGCCGAAACCUGGUGACAAUGACCACAGCCCCCCGUGGACUACAAUCAGGGGACAGAGCUACCUGGUUUGGCCUCUACUACAAACUCUCAGGAGCUGGGAUUUUCCUGCACCCUGUGGGGCUGGAGCUGCUGGUAGACCACAAGGCCCUGGACCCUGCCCACUGGACCAUCCAGAAGGUUUUCUAUCAAGGCCGCUACUAUGACAGCCUGGUCCAGCUGGAGGAGCAGUUUGAGGCAGGCCUGGUGAAUGUGGUGCUGGUCCCAGACAAUGGCACAGGUGCGUCCUGGUCCUUGAAGUCCCCGGUAGCCCCUGGUGCGGCUCCUCCUCUGCAGUUCUAUCCCCAAGGUCCUCGCUUCAAUGUCCAGGGGAGCCAAGUGUCCUCUCCAUUGUGGACUUUCUCCUUUGGCCUGGGAGCUUUCAGUGGUCUGAGGAUCUUUGACAUCCGGUUCCAAGGAGAGAGAGUAGCCUAUGAAGUGAGCGUCCAGGAGGCCUUGGCGGUGUAUGGUGGGAAUUCCCCAGCAGCAAUGCUGACUCACUAUAUUGAUGGCAAUUUUGGCAUGGGCAAGUACUCUACGCCCCUGACCCGUGGGGUUGACUGCCCCUAUGUGGCCACCUAUGUGGACUGGCAUUUCCUUUUGGAGUCCCAGACCCCCAAAACUCUACGUGAUGCCUUUUGUGUGUUUGAACAGAACCAGGGUCUUCCACUGCGGCGACACCACUCAGAAUUCGACUCUUACUAUUUUGGGGGCCUUGCGGAGACUGUGUUAGUGACUGUGUGGCAGAGAGAAUUCUGA
Molecule: messenger RNA, 1515 nt
Organism: Dipodomys ordii (Ord's kangaroo rat)
Lineage: Eukaryota; Metazoa; Chordata; Mammalia; Rodentia; Heteromyidae
Product: membrane primary amine oxidase-like
Exons: 2
Coding region: 109-1515 (468 amino acids)
Biological process (GO): amine metabolic process; response to antibiotic
Cellular component (GO): early endosome; Golgi apparatus; endoplasmic reticulum
Molecular function (GO): quinone binding; copper ion binding; primary methylamine oxidase activity
Source: RefSeq, a predicted model, not a curated record